Molecule: messenger RNA, 714 nt
Organism: Anguilla rostrata (American eel)
Lineage: Eukaryota; Metazoa; Chordata; Actinopteri; Anguilliformes; Anguillidae
Gene: ndufa7
Product: NADH:ubiquinone oxidoreductase subunit A7
Exons: 4
Coding region: 200-529 (109 amino acids)
Biological process (GO): mitochondrial electron transport, NADH to ubiquinone; ATP synthesis coupled electron transport
Cellular component (GO): mitochondrial inner membrane
Source: RefSeq, a predicted model, not a curated record
CUAUAGUAAAUUAAUUAAAUUACAUAAAACAAUCUGCGGAUUUAUGGAAACUUAGAAUUAAAAUUACUUUAAAUUAUUCUGAGGUACACUGAGGCAGCAGACAAAUAUAUUCCUCACUAGCACGUUCAACGUUGGUUAGAAAUCGGGUCAGGCCCUUUCAACCCGUGUGGAUGCUGGGAUACUGCCCUUGACAGCAGUGAUGGCGACCGCAACAAAAAUAAUUCAAAGGCUCCGAAACUACUUAUCGGGGCACGAUCUUCAGUCAAAGCUUCAGCUGCGCUACGGCGAGAUUGCAAAGAGGACACAACCACCCCCCAAACUUCCAGUAGGACCGAGCCACAAGUUUGCCCAUAAUUACUACUGUCACAGAGAUGGGCGCAGGGAGUCUGAGCCACCAACCAUAGUGAUGUCUGCUCAGAAGGCUUUGGCAGCUGGCAGCCAAACUCCAGCAGUACCAGAAAAGCGUCCCGUUGUGCCUGGACCUCCUAUUAAGGAAUUACCACUGUCUACAGACCAACCGUACCUCUGAGGAGAGAAAAUGUCUGUGCCCCAUGAGUCCUGGGUUGCCUAUCAGUCAACCAUUACAUCUCAGAAUAGUUUGACCACUUAACUUAUCUGAUGAAUGAAGCCCAAUUUCUGAAUGCUCUCUUGUUUGGUUUGUUGUACUUUUCUGUUUUCUCAUUAAAUGCAAUAAUAAAGCAUCCUUCCCUUAAA